AUGUUAUUCUUUUUAGGCGCAAAUAUAAUAUUUUUUGCCCACGUCCAUUCCUUCGUGUUAUUGACAGCAAAUUUCGACGAUGUGAAAAAAUUAGCACAGAAAUUCGUAUCUGAAUCUUUGGCUGAGAAAAUAGCUGAAUUCGUUUCCAAGGCGACCGUGAAUAAAAUAGGUUUGAAAUUAUCCAGGGAGCAAGAGAAAUCCAAAAUAGAGGAAACUACCACAAAAACAGACACCGAAAGUGAGGAAAAAGAAUCAGAAACAACAGAAGAAUCCAUAUCAAAAGAAAACAUGAAAUAUAAAGCAAAAGCCUUAAAAAGCAUAGAACCAGGACAUAAAACAAGAUUCGAAUCAAAAUUAUCUAGAUCCAACGAGAAAUUAUCUAACAAAAAUCAUCAAAAAAAGGAUAAAAAAUUUAAAAUUAAAAAGACCAAAACAAGUAAAGAAAUAAAUUUUAUAUCAGAGACGAAUAAUUUGAAUGUAUUUUCAGACGAUAUCUCUGCUAACGUCUCGGUAGAAUCAACUGCUGGUUGGAUUGAGGAAGGUAAAUUUAAAAACCAUACAUCAGAUCAAGAAACUGAAUCAGAUUAUGUGUUCCGUUUUAAUAACAUCGAAGGUGUUAAUGAGGGUUUAUUUAGAGAUAAGCUAACGACGAGGAAAGAAAAGAACGAAUUUGACCAAUACGAUAAUACUUACUACCCUAAAGCUAUUGGCACAAGUGGUAGUGUAACUUUACGAUUGUUGGAUUCGAGAAAAAGUAGAUAUCGAAAGGAUUGA
Danaus chrysippus (African queen) is the source of this 774-nucleotide messenger RNA. The record is from the annotation of a GenBank genome assembly. Lineage: Eukaryota; Metazoa; Arthropoda; Insecta; Lepidoptera; Nymphalidae.